AUGAAACUGAAAAAACCUGCCAUGGACAAACAAGAAAUAUGCAAAAGCUAUAUAAGCCUCACAUCAGAGGCCCCACCUCUGGGAGCAGCGCCCCCGCAUCCCUCAGGCCCCAGCCUGCUGUACUGUCCCCUACCAGAAGAGGCACUGCGGGGCGGCACCCGCCGGUUCCCACAGCUCGGGGAAGACCCGGGCGGCGGCGGCUUAGCCCCGACCCCUCCCCUCCCGCUCCCUCCUCCUCCGGGUCUGAGGGCGGCGGCCUCCGACUCAAGACCCUGGGGCUCCGGGUCUUCUCAGCAGCCGCCGCUGCAGCCGCGGCGACGUCACCGUCCUCGCGGCCUCGCACACAGCGCUGUGGCCGCCGAAUGCCCGUGGACGCGCAUCUCUUCCCAGAGUUCCUGCUUCCUGGGCCAGCCAAAGCCGCAGGGAGCCCAUGAAGCUCAUCACCAAAGCUUGUGUGCAACAGAAGUAUCUGGUGCACAAGUAGGCGUCCAGCAGCAAUCCCCUGCUCUAGGUAUUCUUGUGGGGCUCUCAAAGGAAACAAGACAGAUGGAAGUCCCGGAGUUUGUGGCCAAAGUGAAUGACACCCACCCCAGAUCCUUUCCGUGGCAGUAAAUGAGGCAUUGAAAGAAGAGGAGGAAAUACCCCGUGCCCGAGAUGCAGCUGCUGUUGGUGACGUGACAAGUGCCAGUGUUAGUGCCAGUUCCAGUUCCAGGGCCUCUGCCAUGGCUGAAGCAAGCAUCAGCACCCGUACCAGUGCCAGUGCCAGUGCCAGGGCUAGAGCCAUGGCUGGAGCAAUUACCGGUACCGGGGACAGUGCCAGUGCUGGUUACAAUCUCAGGCUAGGGUCAGGGGCUCCUCCUGCCACCGGUGAAGGCUGAGGCUGAGUCCUCACUUUGUUUUGUUGCAGGUAGUCGAAGGGGCCCUGCAGCAGUGGGCACUGGGGCUGUGACUUUCGAAGAGUCGAGGGGUAUAGAGUGGGGUUAGGGAGAACGUACCACCCGUGGUAUCUGUGCUCCAGUUCUCCUUUGUGUCUCUUGGUGAUUUAGCUUUCAACUUGUACAUUGCAAAGUUUUGUUUGCUUUAAUUGACUUUUCUCUAAUGACAAACAAUUUGUAGGAAAUAAACUGGCUAAAACUAAAUGAUGACAGUAUUAUAUCGAGGUUGAAACAAAAGCCAUACCUAACCAUGUUUUCAAAAUCCUUGGUUCUGUAGACAUUUGAUUAAGUAUUUAAGUUGAGCGUCUGGGUUUGUGAAUGACAUUGGUCAAAUGUUUUAUUGUUCUUUGUUUCAGUUUUAGAAGGAGAGAUUUGCUGUUUCAUAAAAGAAAUUGGGACACUAUAUCUUUUUGUGUCUGGAAUAUAUUAUAGCAUUGGAAUAAGCUGUUCUUUGAAAGCUUGAAAGACUUUACCGGUACAAUGAUCCCCCUCUCCAAAUAUAAAAAGGUAAAAUAAAACGUUGGUCAGUGUCUGUUGCACAAAAAUACAUCUGAUAUUUACUUGUAUUUUCUUAGUUCUCUAGAAUGUAGGGAAAAAUAAAAAAUUAAUGAAUUAGA
Messenger RNA from Lemur catta (Ring-tailed lemur), 1552 nucleotides. RefSeq lists its product as uncharacterized. The record is from RefSeq and is a predicted model, not a curated record. Lineage: Eukaryota; Metazoa; Chordata; Mammalia; Primates; Lemuridae. The transcript has 3 exons. The coding region runs from base 1 to 612 and encodes 203 amino acids.